This is a messenger RNA of Arachis ipaensis, 504 nucleotides long. RefSeq lists its product as uncharacterized. Lineage: Eukaryota; Viridiplantae; Streptophyta; Magnoliopsida; Fabales; Fabaceae. The record is from RefSeq and is a predicted model, not a curated record.
AUGUGGAACUCCCUCAUCUCCAGCCAUGAAUUCGUCAUGCACCACCAUCAACGCUCAACUCAGCCUCGAUUAGUAUAUUGUAGUUUGGAAUCUGAGGGGACUGACAUCAUGCAUUGCUCUGUAUCAUCUCUUCUUUAUAAUAAUGAGCUUCAACCAACUACAGUUGAGCCACUUCAGAUGAAAUACAAAACCAUUCAGGGAUCUUGCAACGCGUUGCUUUGCAUGGGUGAAGGUCUUCCCUAUAAAAUUCUAACGUUGUUCAAUCCUUGUAACCGUUCAGUAUCCCUAACCGUUCCAUUCGAGUACCCCGGCGGCAAGUAUCGACAACCUGUAUUUCGUGGCUUAGGGUAUGAUGCCCUACGUGACAAGUAUAAGUUUGUUACGGGUUCUAAGUCAUCUACUGUAGCUGCCGGUGGUUUGAGAGGUAGAGCUAAAGUUUGCACCUUCGAUGCAAAUCCUUCUUGGAAAACGGUUGAUCAUCCCGUGUUUCCAUAUUAUACAUAG